UGUGAUCUUUGUCCCAACAGCCACCCCUGGUGCUGGUGCAGCAGCGAGGGUCUGAGGCGGAAGCCGUGCUGACUUUUGUUGCAGUGGAGGCUGCAGGGCCGGGCAGCAGUCUGAGGGGCCAGGACCAGCAGGAGCAGCCUGCCACUGCUGUGGGGAUCAGUGCCAGACCAUACAGUACAGUACAGUACAAUUCCUUCAUCAUAUUAUGUGCCAAAGAAAAAAUCAAUGCCAUAACUUUGUACAGUACCUGUGUACCUCCUUUGUAACACAGUGUCACUAUAAGAUAUUGUACUGUAAUUUAGUACCUGAAAUUUUAGCACACUUAGGAAGGCAGGCACCUGCACAAGCUUCACUCAGGCCAAGAACUUGAAGUCCGGCUGCUAGUUGCCAAAUGCCAGGCUUGGGAGUCCCUUGAGAGGGCUGACGGGGCCACACCUUCCCCACCCCAGUGACCAACCCCUGAAGUCAGGGUUGAGGUCAAGAAUGCUGUCGCUGCCCUGCUGACUUUCCCUCAGGCCUGGUGACAAGGCCACACCCGGCCUCUACCAGGCGUGGCUUGCUGCAGAGAGGUACAGAAAGGUGGAGGAACACAGAUCCUUCCUUCUUACCUCCCCUCAGGUCUGGUGAGGGAGCUGAGACAGGGCCACACCCGGCCUCUACCAAGUGUGGCUUGGUGCGGAGAGGUACAGAAGGGUGGAGGAACACAGAUCCUUCUUUCUUACUGUACGUACCAGAAAGAAAUUUCACCGUAAUAUUGUUCUGUGCUGUCACUGUCCUCACAGUCGUACAGCACCUUACUGUACUGCAUGUUCUGAUCAGGGGUGAUCAGGAGAACCACCACCACCUUGCUGCUGGCAUCUCCAGCCAUAAAGGAAAGGGAGAGUUUGAGUAAGAAAAGGUUUGAAACCGAGAGCAAGUUCACCAGACACAGCCUUGCACACACUGCUGAAGGGAAGCAUGAGUGCCAAGAGUGUGGGAAAAGACUCUCUGGGAAGGGUGACCUCAACAAACACACCCACACACUCUGGUGGAAGACCUCAUGAAUGCCAAGAGUGUGGCAAAGUGUUCAGUAGGAAGAGUAACCUUAACACACACACCCUUACACACACUGGUGAAAGACCUCAUGAAUGCCAAGAGUGUGGCAAAGUGUUCAGUACGAAGAGUCACCUUAACAGACACACCCUUACACACACUGGUGAAAGACCUCAUGAAUGCCAAGAGUGUGGCAAAGUGUUCAGACACAAGAGUCACCUUAACACACACACCCUUACACACACUGGUGAAAGACCUCAUGAAUGUCAUGAGUGUGGCAAAGUGUUCAGUACGAAAAGUCACCUUAACACACACAUCCUUACACACACUUGUGAAAGACCUCAUGAGUGCCAGGAGUGUGGCAAAGUGUUCAGAAGGAAGAGUCACCUUAACACACACACCCUUACACACACUGGUGAAAGACCUCAUGAAUGCCAAGAGUGUGGCAAAGUGUUCAGACACAAGAGUUACCUUAACACACAUACCCUUACACACACUGGUGAAAGACCUCAUGAAUGCCAAGAGUGUGGCAAAGUGUUCAGACACAAGAAUCACCUUAACACACACACCCUUACACACACUGGUGAAAGACCUCAUGAAUGUCAAGAGUGUGGCAAAGUGUUCACUCAGAAGACUCACCUUAACACACACACCCUUACACACACUGGUGAAAGACCUCAUGAAUGCCAAGAGUGUGGCAAAGUGUUCACUCAGAAGACUCACCUUAACACACACAUCCUUACACACACUGGUGUAAGACCUCAUGAAUGCCUUGAGUGUGACAGAAGGUUCUUUUCAAAGUCUGAGUUGAACAGGCACGUUGUCACACACUCUGAUCUGAGAGAGUUCAAGUGUGAUGUUUGUCUAAAACAUUUCAAGUCCAAGCGGAAUAUUGCCAAGCACAUGAAGAUCCACUUCCCCUGAGGCGGUGGAGGACAAUGUUUGGCAACCCCGCCCUGGCUGAAGAACAAGAAGAAAGAGAAGACAAAGAGAGAAAGGCAGAGGGAUGGAAGAACAACAAGAACAGAAAAGAAAGAAAGGAAUGAAAAGACUAGUGAAAGAAAGAAGAGAAAGAUGGACAAGAAAAUAUUACGAAAAAGCACGAACAGAAAGAAAAGGAAUGGAGGAAAGGAAGAAAUUAUGAAAGAAGAGGAAGAGAAUAGAAGGAAGCCUGGAAGAAAAGGAGGAAGAGGAGCAGCAUCAAGACGGGGAUAGUUAGAAAAGGGUCAUCAGCAUCUUCUUGGCUUAUGGUCCAUCUUCUCCCUUUCCUGGGGUGGGACUUGCCAUGGUCCUCCUCCAUCUUGCUGGUCCGGUGUUAAUCCUUCCUCUGUUUCCAACACUCCCAAGUCUUGUGUCACUGUUCCUCUCCAUGCUCUCCUUGGUCUUACAACUGGUCUCCUCCCGGGCACCUCCAUUCCCUCCACCGCCCUCAGCACUCCGCCCUCUGUCUCUCUCCUCACAUGUCCCAACCAUUGCAGCCUUCUCUGUCUCUCUCUCCUCUGUGUCUCC
Eriocheir sinensis (Chinese mitten crab) is the source of this 2541-nucleotide messenger RNA. RefSeq names its product zinc finger protein 665-like. The transcript has a single exon. Gene Ontology annotation, molecular function: DNA-binding transcription factor activity; RNA polymerase II cis-regulatory region sequence-specific DNA binding. Lineage: Eukaryota; Metazoa; Arthropoda; Malacostraca; Decapoda; Varunidae. The coding region runs from base 958 to 1956 and encodes 332 amino acids. Gene Ontology annotation, biological process: regulation of transcription by RNA polymerase II. The record is from RefSeq and is a predicted model, not a curated record.